CUUGUCUUGAAUUUUGCUAGUUUUAAUCCUUAAUUAGGGUUUAAACCUGGUUUUAUUUUUUUUUCUUCUUAAUUCCUUCUUGUGCUUUUUCUUAGUUUGUCAGUUCAGAUCAUUGAAUUGAACUUUCAAAUCUUUAAUGAAGGAUACCCUUUUGUUAAUGCUUUAUUUUAUAAUUUAUAGAAAAAUAAAAUUACCCUCUUGGGAAAUGAUUUAUCUUUUUGUUAUUGUAGUGAAGAAACAGAAAUUUGAGACUUUGAACUUGAAUAAGCCUUUUUUUUCUUCUCAAAAUCUUUCAUGGGAAAGAGCAUGGCAGCCGGAGAAGAUGUUGAUUUGUCAAAUUUGAAGUCCCAACUAAAUGACACUCAUGAAAUAUGGAAGCAGGAGAUGGAAAGACGACAAUCCCAAGUGGAUGUGUUGCAAGCAAAGCUUAUGGAGGUAAAAGCUUGUAUCCAGGGGUCUGAGGAAGACGCAAAGAAGGAGUUGGAAGUCCUUUGGCGGAGAGUGAAAACCACUGCAACAUUAUUGACCUACCUGAAAUCAAAAGCCAGAAUCAUGGCUGUUCCUGAUUUAGCUCAUACAUCAUGUGGUAUUAAACAAUUAGAGGGAGUGGGACUUAUAGAUAGGGAUGGUACACCUCUUUCUAGUUGGUCUAGAAAUGUUGAUCUUUCUUCAUUUGACAGUCCAGAUGAAGAAACAUGGAUCAGACUUAGUGAGCAGCAAGGUAGCUUCGAUGAACAGGAUGAAGCUUAUAUUGGUGAAUUACUGAAGUCUGUGCAAAUGGUAACAGAUGUAAUGGAAGCUCUUGUUAAGAGGGUUAUAAUGGCAGAAUCUGAAACUGCAAUCGAGAAAGAGAAGGUAACCUUAGGUCAGGAAGAAAUUAAGAAGAAGGCAAUCCAAAUUGAGAGCAUGUCUUCAAAAUUAGAAGAGAUGGAGCAAUUUGCUCUUGGUACAAAUGGUAUUCUGAGUGAGAUGCGGCAGAGAGUCGAAGACUUGGUCGAAGAAACAUCUAGACAGAGGCAAAGAGCUGCAGAAAAUGAACAGGAGCUUUGCCGCGUUAAAAGGGACUUUGAGUCACUGAAAUCAUAUGUUAGCAGUCUAAUUAGUGUAAGAGAAACACUUCUUUCUUCAGAGAAGCAAUUUCAAACUAUUGAGAGGCUCUUUGAACGGCUAGUUGCAAAGACAAGUCAAUUGGAAGGUGAGAAAAUGCAGAAAGAGGCUGAGGUUCAGAAACUUAUGGAAGAGAAUGUGAGGUUGACUGCUCUUCUUGACAAGAAAGAGGCUCAACUUCUGGCCAUGAAUGAACAGUGCAAAGUAAUGGCUCUGAGUGCCUCAAAUAUAUAAGUUGCUGGGAUUAUCUUGUUCUACCUUCUGGUGGCUUGCGGUGGAUGGUUGCUUCAUUCAAGCGCAGUUGCCAAUUCGCCAGAGAAGAUCUGGAAUUGAGGAAUGCUGAAGUGUAGAACUUCGCAGAUCCUUUAUGCAAAUUUUAACAUUGUGAAGAGCAUGGAGAGCAUGUUUACUAUUACCAUUCUUGUGCUGUUGGUAAAGCCAAGCCAGAAAGCAUAAAACAAAGAGUUGUGCUGUGUGAAUUCCGAUUUGUAUUAUUAAUCAAAUAGCUGUUGAGUUAUGCAUCUUUGCUGUAAUUGUCUGGGAUCAAUUCUAUUUCACAUCAAAUGACCUAUCCUCAUUAACAAAGUCAGAUUUUUGAUA
Messenger RNA from Ricinus communis (castor bean), 1707 nucleotides. RefSeq lists its product as uncharacterized. Gene Ontology annotation, biological process: response to red or far red light; negative gravitropism. NCBI's taxonomy places the organism in Eukaryota, Viridiplantae, Streptophyta, Magnoliopsida, Malpighiales, Euphorbiaceae. The record is from RefSeq and is a predicted model, not a curated record. The transcript is spliced from 3 exons. Bases 295 to 1341 code for a protein of 348 amino acids.